Molecule: messenger RNA, 18528 nt
Organism: Coregonus sp. 'balchen'
Lineage: Eukaryota; Metazoa; Chordata; Actinopteri; Salmoniformes; Salmonidae
Source: the annotation of a GenBank genome assembly
AUGUCUGGACAAAAUAGUGCGAAUCCGUGUAAUAAAUUCCAAGCCAACAUUUUUUAUAAAAGUAAAUGUCAGAACUGCUUCAAGUCUCAGGAGCUGCAUCUUCCGACUGAUCAUUGUAAGGACCAGGUAAGUGAACAAACACAUUUUAUGUUUUUAUAGUUUUAAUACUUUGGCUAUUAGUCUUCUGAAUGUUGAUGACAGAUAGGCAUGCACUCAAUGUUAUAUCAGACAGAGACAUUCCUUCAUAUUGUGUCAGGUAUCACGUUCAUUAGUGAAAUUGAAUGAACAGACACAAUAUCUUACAUGUUGUAGAAAAUGAACCAAUUUGACUGAAUGGCCCCAAUGCAUGAGUCAAAUAUUUGUCACCACAUGCCUCACACACUUUUGUAAAGAGACCUCAACUGUCAGCACUCAGCAUGCCAUAUGUUACAACAGGUUAUUAUUCUUUCAGAAAACAUAUACACCAUUGCUAUCUGGUCCUUUUGUGCUCAUCUCUGUGUGCCUUGUACAUUUAGAGCCAUUGUUCAAUGGGCCUCAGCUAAGUAAGCUCCUGUUUUAAAGCAUCUGAUUCAGGUGUGAAGGUUAAGUAUAAAGUAUUCAAGUCUGUUGGAAUUUGGUUUUGAGGAAAGAAUUGUCUCAUGUUGAGAAGCUAUCUCAUGUUGAGAAGCACUCAUAACACAAGGAACAACACUCUCUGACUAAGAGUUGAGUAAGUUGAGUAACUGGCAGAGAGUCAGAACAUUCCAGUCUUUGGGGACAUCUCAAAUAGAGCAGUUUAUCUUCUCUUUUCCAUGUCAACAAGAUUACCCCUGCCUCUUAUUUCUGACCUAUUGCAUGGACAUACUUAAUAUGUUGACACAUUUUGUAAAUGCAGCAUAGCACUAUAAGAACACUGAAGCACGAACUGGCACUGGCUAAACCAACAUGAACAUUCCCUAAAAAUAUAGGAUUGUUAUUCCUUUGUCAUUCAAAACGUGAAUGAAAGAGUAUUGAUGCUCCCUGCCAGAAAAAGCCAAGCUCCAUAGGAUGGCAUAGAAAAACUAUUUCAUGGGAUAGAACCUUCACAGGUUAAGAUCAAGUAGGCUUAUUUGAGAUCAGAUCCUGAGCAUUUUGCAUCUCAGAGGACCCAACUCAUUUCUCCUUGUGUUCCCAUUCUUGACAGGCCAAACCCAUCUAUGGAGGCUGGCUCUGCUUGGCUCCUGAGGGGACAGACUUUGACAAUCCAAUUCAGAGGUCAAGGGUAAGAGAAUGAAAAUAACGUUCUAUUCUUGGACUAUGUUGUACACAAAUAUAUCAAUCGUACUAGACUAUAUUCUGAUAAACCUACAAGUUAUUCAAUAUUUUAACAUUAUCCAUAACAACUCUAUCUCUAAAUGGCAGAAAUGGCAGCGUCGAUUCUUCAUCCUGUAUGAACAUGGCAGCUUGAGCUUUGCACUGGACAAGUUGGUAAGAGAUUCUGUAUUUGAACACACACCAAAAAGCUAAGCAAACUAGACCAGCCAACAUAAAUAGAGGUGAACUACAGUAAAUUGUUCUGAUGUAUGUUUUAAUGUGUUAUGAGUGGAUUCACUGCAUCUUUUGGCCAGAUGUUGUGUGUAGCACCAUAGCAGAUGACUUGGGCUUAAUCUCUCCUCUAAUGCCACAUCCCCCUCUCCCACUGAUCUUCUGAAACCUCCUCCUCUGCUCUCUUUCAUGUCACUCUAUAUAGCCUAUAUUAAAACUCAGUUGCAACGGGUAACGUCUUGUUCAUGAUGACCUUUAACCCUCCAAAUAUAAUUAUAUAUCUUUUGUUAUAUUUAAAGAUGGUGUACCAAAGAUACCAUGAAUAGCAUCAUAAUCUGUGCCAGAAUUUCCAGUCAGACAAAAUGAUUGACAUUGUGUAUCUUUCCUUUAGACAAGCACUCUGCCACAAGGCACAGUGAACAUGAAUCUGUGUACAGAGGUGAUUGACGCAGAGCCUAAGACAGGCCAGAAGAACGCUUUGUGCGUCAUCACACCUGAACAGGAGUUGUUUAUCCGGGGGGAGAACAAGGAGAUCAUCAAUGGGUCAGUAAUACUUAUUUGAUAUUACAGUGUGAUAUGAUAUCACUCCUGACUUAACUUCUCUGAUAUUACAGUAUGAUACGGUAUCACUCCUGACUUAACUUCUCUGAUAUUACAGUGUGAUACGGUAUCACUCCUGACUUAACUUCUCUGAUAUUACAGUGUGAUACGGUAUCACUCCUGACUUAACUUCUCUCCCCUGACUAACUUCUCUGAUAUUACAGUAUGAUACGGUAUCACUCCUGACUUAACUUCUCUGAUAUUACAGUAUGAUACGGUAUCACUCCUUACUUAACUUCUCUGUAAAUUCUAGUAUUUGAUGGACAAUACUUUGAAUCCCUGUCCUGUCCGUGUUGUUUUGCUUUUACCAGCUGGAGUGAACAACUAGUUGUUUACCCACGGACCUAUAAGCAGAAUCAGAAGAAGAAACGUAAAGUAGAACCCACUACUUCCCAGGUGACAACUUCUUCUUUUCAUAACAUUGUGACCAAGAUACCUGGUCACCGGUGGCCUAAAUACAUGUUUGAAAAUACUGCAGAAAAAUAUGUCAACGAUGUGUUAUGCCUUUACACAUUAUGAUAAUGAAGAUGUUAUUGUGUUCCAUCAGGAGCCCAGCCCAGCAAAGAUGGCUGCCACUGAGCCCAGUUUCUCAGUCAUGGAAAGUGGUGACCCUCGCUCCAGCCUGUGGCAGGGAAAGCGGCCUGGUGAGGGUCCGGAUGCGGCCCCUGUCUGGACUGUGACAGAUACUGAUCCCCCGGGCCAGGACGAGACCCCUGCAGGUGUGGAGGAAAGACACCAGCCAACACACAUACACACACACACUCAGACAGGCUUUUAUGUCUGUCAGACAUUCACAGCCAUUUCCUGCCCUCUAACACUGUCUUAACUUCCUGCAGGUGGUCAUGCAUACAGGAUGAGAAAGUUGGCCUUUAUUAGUGGACAGAUUCAUUACCAGUGUAGUAGUGUUAUUGAAAGACUGUAGAAAAGGAUGCAAGGCUCAUGGUAAACAAUUCUCUAAUAUAUUUCACAGACACAACUAAGAUGAAUUAUGCGAGCAGAGCAGACAUUUCUCUUAAUAGCGGUCAUGUGAUGAACGGUAAGUGCACACUAACUAUGUGGAGGCAGACUUAUUGGUGUGUCUGGACCUAGGUUAUAACAGAGAGCAGGACCAACUCCUGUAGUGCAGACUGCCUGUAGGGGACUUCGUUAGGCUGAUGUAGGUUACAGAUAUUAGAGCUGCUUUUCCAUGGCUUGGGAGCAGAUGAAACGGAAAACAAACUAUAUGCAUCUCUUUAAUGAGUUGUGGUCCGCUAGGUGCAACUUUGGAGUGACACUAUGUAGUGGUGUCCCUCAAAUGUCUACUAUGGUCAAAGGUGACACUUCCUUAGAUGGGAGACAUUAUAGUGACUAUCUGACCAUAUUCCUCAUAUAACAAGUCUUAAAAGUUAGAUUUUUCAGAACAGGAUUCUCAUAAAAAUCUUGCCACUGUCCUGCUAUUUGUGUUUCGGUCCACAAGCAAUGACCUGCAGUAUCACGCAAAACAUAGACCUAACCUGUGCAGUCACUGAGAAAAGUGUCUGAAAACAACCCUCUUUAUUUAAUAAAUCUCCUCAGGUCAUGAUCCCCACUACCUCCCUUCAGCCUCCAGUGACUCCCUGACCUUUGACAGUAGUCUGCGACUCUCCAACGGCUCCUGCAUCAGUAGCUCUGUGAGUUCCCUGGACUCUGUGGCUAGCGAGGGGACUGACACCAGCAGCGACAGCCAGCCCACAGAGCCUACGCCAUACAGAGGCCUCCUACCUGCCAACAAGAACAACAGGGCAGAGAGAAGGUGAGAAUCAUGGAGCAGAAAUGUAAUCAGUUGUGUCUGAUAUUGGGAGAUCUAUAAUGAACGCAACGUUCUUGGACAUUAGUUGAAAUGUUAUUAAUUUUGGUUUUGUAUUUGUUGUGUGUCGUCAUGCAAAUGCUAACAGGCAUAAAACUGGUUUGGCAGGGGCUAGGACCAAAUGUGCUAGCAAUUAGCACUAAAGGACAGCAGAUGCCUCCCUGUUUCUCUCUGUAUAAAAUGGUACACACAUUACACACAGCCCAACAGCACAUCAAAGACCCAUAUCCUUCCAUUAGGGAGGAAACGCUUUUUAAAUUUAGCUUAUAGAAGCACUCCCAGUUUGUGCCCUGACUAACAGAAUAUAUAGUAUUUGGGCUAUGUGACGGGAAUACCUCCUUGGUCUGUGUGUUUCAUUCAUUGCCUUCUAGGGACAGACAGAAUCCUUGCCCCGAAUAAGGCCUUGAAAUUCCUAAAGGAUUGUAUAAUUAGAUAUUUUUCAGGAAUUCUAUUUCUGAGUUCCUCACAAACUGCCAGUCAACAGAAAGUAGGAGAAAUGUCAAGGCAAGACAUUAUACUGACUGAGGGCACAGUAUUAUGUUUGUGCCAACUCAUACAGAUACACACAUGCCUCAACAGGAAUUUACCAUCCCUGUUAUAACAGGAGAGAUGCUACACCCUCAGUUUAUUAGAUAGUAUUCGCUUUUGUGGUUAUAUAUACAAAAUUUCAAUAUCAGAUUCCUUCUAGGGAAUUCCAUCUAUGUAAUAUCUGCUCUCUUUCUAAACAAAACAUGACACUGGAGGUGAGGAUGUCACUUGAACUUCCAACUCAACAAUAGCACUAGAUGGAUGUAGGUGACAUGGAUGUCAUCAGGCUAGGCCCAGCUUGGGAGUACAGAGCAAGCGGUGGUGACAUAAUUCAUCUGUCAUCCUGACGUUGUUCCUGCUGGAAGUGAUGUCACAGCCCACCUGUGAUGGGCCAUGGAGGACGCCAUGGCUGUUUGUUGAAUGACAGACCUGAUUUUCCUGCUUUUCAGCUGCUACAAUGAGCCAGGGAAGGCUGGGAGGUGUGCUGUGGGAGAGGACCUGGGUCAGGCUGGAUCCAGGAAGGGCAGGAGUGAAGCUCGCAGCAACCAGAGAGAGGUAUUAGUCACACCAUCCCAGUCUUUUUACACUGCAAUCAGUCCUCCCAGUCACUCCCUGUAAGGCUUGUCACAUUCCUCCACUUUAACACCAUCACUCGAACCACACCUCAUAAUCCAAAGAGUAACCAUAGCAUUUAAGAAUAACAACACCUGUUACCCACCAGGAGGGCCCAAGGCAAGCAUUGCCCUUUUGGCAGACCCCUUUAGGACAGUGUCCAAUGAAUACACAUAUAGAUUGGUAUUUUACACAUCAUUGAUGGAGUCCAUCAUUGUUAAGGUAAUGUACACAUGCACACCGCACAUCUGGUCCCGCUAGUUCUCCAUUGGACUUGUUUGGACAUGACUCAUAAGACCAGGUGUUGGAGAGGCAAAGACGUCACCUCACACGUUUCGGCCCUGGCCUGAUUGCAUAGUGUGUAAGGCUCAUGGACAGGGAUGAAGCGGUACUCUUACAUUCCACACUGUCAGGUGUGUGUGUGUGCCACAUGUGUCAAUGUAUGUGUGUGUGUCAACACUGUCAGGUGUGUGUGUGUGCCACGUGUGUCAAUGUAUGUGUGUUUAGUUCCGUACCGAAAUGCAGGUGAUGAGAGUUUGGCAUGGCUAAGUCAGUCCUCCCAUCAGCCGUGUUGAGGCAUGUGUUAGUGUGAGUAAGACAGAGAGAAGAAGGUGAAUAAUUCACUACUGUGUUUUGUUCUCUAACUAAACUGGUUUUAAUGUUCUGACGGGGCUCCAUCUGCACUUCAUGUUGUGUGUUGUAAUCUCAGAAUGGCAUUCCUCUUAGACACAUUUUCCAUGUACCCUAAACAUGGAUACUAUGUAAUUAGGGAUCUGCCUGUGAGACCCAGACAAACCUCUGCUAACUCAUAACAGUGAUGGUAGCUUACAGUACAAUGUCCCAGACAAACCUCUGCUAACUCAUAACAGUGAUGGUAUCUUACAGUACAAUGCCACCCAAGGCUUUCAUAUCCUAUCUGGAUAUACUGCUGCUUUAAUUGACAUCAGAAUCAAAGGAAGGCAAAGGACAGAUAUUUUAACUGUGAGUUGUUGUAUCUGUAGGGACCUGUUGUAUCUGUAGGGACCUGUUGUAUCUGUAGGGACCUGUUGUAUCUGUAGGGAGCUGUUGUAUCUGUAGGGAGCUGUUGUAUCUUUAGGGACCUGUUGUAUCUGUAGGUACCUGUUGUAUCUGUAGGGACCUGUUGUAUCUGUGGGAGCUGUUGUAUCUGUAGGGAGCUGUUGUAUCUGUAGGGAGCUGUUGUAUCUGUAGGGAGCUGUUGUAUCUGUAGGGAGCUGUUGUAUCUGUAGGGAGCUGUUGUAUCUGUAGGGAGCUGUUGUAUCUGUAGGGAGCUGUUGUAUCUGUAGGGCGCUGUUGUAUCUGUAGGGAGCUGUUGUAUCUGUAGGGAGCUGUUGUAUCUGUAGGGAGCUGUUGUAUCUGUAGGGAGCUGUUGUAUCUGUAGGGAGCUGUUGUAUCUACAGUGAGGGAAAAAAGUAUUUGAUCCCCUGCUGAUUUUGUACGUUUGCCCACUGACAAAGAAAUGAUCAGUCUAUAAUUUUAAUGGUAGGUUUAUUUGAACAGUGAGAGACAGAAUAACAACAACAAAAUCCAGAAAAACGCAUGUAAAAAAUGUUAUAAAUUGAUUUGCAUUUUAAUGAGGGAAAUAAGUAUUUGACCCCCUCUCAAUCAGAAAGAUUUCUGGCUCCCAGGUGUCUUUUAUACAGGUAACGAGCUGAGAUUAGGAGCACACUCUUAAAGGGAGCGCUCCUAAUCUCAGUUUGUUACCUGUAUAAAAGACACCUGUCCACAGAAGCAAUCAAUCAAUCAGAUUACAAACUCUCCACCAUGGCCAAGACCAAAAAGCUCUCCAAGGAUGUCAGGGACAAGAUUGUAGACCUACACAAGGCUGGAAUGGGCUACAAGACCAUCGCCAAGCAGCUUGGUGAGAAGGUGACAACAGUUGGUGCGAUUAUUCGCAAAUGGAAGAAACACAAAAGAACUGUCAAUCUCCCUGGGGCUCCAUGCAAGAUCUCACCUUGUGGAGUUGCAGUGAUCAUGAGAACGGUGAGGAAUCAGCCCAGAACUACACGGGAGGAUCUUAUUUACAUUUACGUCAUUUAGCAGACGCUCUUAUCCAGAGCGACUUACAUGAGCAAUUAGGGUUAAGUGCCUUGCUUAAGGGCACAUCAACAGAUUUUUCACCUAGUCGGCUCGGGGAUUAGAACCAGCGACCUUUCGGUUACUGGCACAACGCUCUUACCCACUAAGCUACCUGCCGCCCAUGGCUAGGCUAUCUACAAUCAAGAUGGAAAUAAUCAAAGAUCUCAAGGCAGCUGGGACCAUAGUCACCAAGAAAACAAUUGGUAACACACUACGCCGUGAAGGACUGAAGUCCUGCAGCGCCUGCAAGGUCCCCCUGCUCAAGAAAGCACAUAUACAGGGCCGUCUGAAGUUUUCCAAUGAACAUCUGAAUGAUUCAGAGGAGAACUGGGUGAAAGUGUUGUGGUCAGAUGAGACCAAAAUCGAGCUUUCUUGCAUCAACUGAACUCGCCGUGUUCGGAGGAGGAGGAAUGCUGCCUAUGACCCCAAGAACACCAUCCCCACUAUCAAACAUGGAGGUGGAAACAUUAUGCUUUGGGGGUGUUUUUCUGCUAAGGGGACAGGACAACUUCACCGCAUCAAAGGGACGAUGGACGGGGCCAUGUACCGUCAAAUCUUGGGUGAGAAUCUUCUUCCCUCAGCCAGGGCAUUGAAAAUGGGUCGUGGAUGGGUAUUCCAGCAUGACAAUGACCCAAAACACAUGGCCAAGGCAACAAAGGAGUGGCUCAAGAAGAAGCACAUUAAAGUCCUGGAGUGGCCUAGCCAGUCUCCAGACCAUAAUCCCAUAGAAAAUCUGUGGAGGGAGCUGAAGGUUCGAGUUGCCAAACAUCAGCCUCGAAACCUUAAUGACUUGGAGAAGAUCUACAAAGAGGAGUGGAACAAAAUCCCUCCUGAGAUGUGUGCAAACCUGGUGGCCAACUACAAGAAAUGUCUGACCUCUGUGAUUGCCAACAAGGGUUUUGCCACCAAGUACUAAGUCAUGUUUUGCAGGGGGGUCAAAUACUUAUUUCCCUCAUUAAAAUGCAAAUCAAUUUAUAACAUUUUUGACAUGCGUCUUUCUGGAUUUUGUUGUUGUUAUUCUGUCUCUCACUGUUCAAAUAAACCUACCAUUAAAAUUAUAGACUGAUCAUGUCUUUGUCAGUGGGCAAACGUACAAAAUCAGCAGGGGAUCAAAUACUUUUUUCCCUCACUGUAUAGGGAGAUGCUGUUGGUCAUGUGUUUGAAGCUGGGCGCUACCACUGUACAGUAUCUCCUGAGCCAAGUGCACAUCUGUUUGUGAAAUGACAGUCACCAUGUUCACAGACUGGCUCCUGGUGAUUAAGGUGGUGACCAAAGCAUAAGUACCAGUCUGUCUACUCCUGACAACAACAAAUACAUGACCAGUAUUUAGGAUUAGCAGUACAGUAUAGAACACAUGUACAGUCCAUACUGGUACACAGUAUGCACGUUGUACUAGAUGUAGACAACAUACUGUUGAUGUCACAGGAGGCUGCUGAGGGGUGGACAGCUCAUAAUAAUGUCUGGAAUGGAGUAAAUGGAAUGGUAUCGAACACGUGUUUGAUACCAUUCCAUUAAUUCCGUUCCAGCCAUUACUAUGAGCCUGUCCUCUCCAAUUAAGGUGCAACCGGCCGCUUGUAGUUGAUGUUUCACAGACUAUAGCUGGUGUACUGUAUAUCUUUCUGUUUAUAUUAUGAGAUACUGUAUGAACUGUUGAACCCAGUAAUAUGAUUUAGUUAGACACACCAUACACAGUAUGGCCAUCCCAUAGGGUCAAAGGUUGAACGUUUAAUCUCUGAUUAAAUAUACAGUCUCCCUCUGUAGGAUUUUCCUCUUAAGUUCCUGCCCGGCUGAACAUCUUAUCCCAUGUGAUAAUUGAUGUUCCUUCAGUUCCAGUGUUUUUUUGGGGGGUAUUGGAGUUAGAGGUCAGAGUUCACUCUGUCCCCCAGGCUCAGAUUCCCCAGAUAGUCCCACUUCCCUUUUCCCAUCCUAUCCUAGGGAAAAGGGACUUCAUCGGAAGACAGCAACAGUCCAGAAUGGUCAGUGUUUGUCGCCAGGAGGCUAGUUCACACUGCUGCCGGGAGCAGUGUUCUCUCCCUGAUGUUACUGUUAUGUGUACUUGGAUAGUUUUCUAUGAAAAUAGCUGGGCACAGACAAAGAAUGUUCUGUAUUUACUGAAGUCUUUUUUUUUUAUUACGUAAGAGUGAAAAGAAUGAGGCUUUUGAAGGCUCAAGUAAAUGAGAAAAUAAUCUUGUUUCAUAUGGUGCCGCUGACUCUAGUUUCAUUUAGCGGUGGCUAAUCUAGACUUAAAAGGGACUCUCUGAUGUGUUGUUAGAGCUAUUUAGUUAGCCAGGAUGAAACCCAAUAUGAGGUAGCUUUGGUAGGUAACAGACAGGGAUGUGAGAAUCUUGUCAAGACAGAUUUGGGACUUUUAACAUCCCUGGGCUUGUGAGACUGGAUGCCAGGGGCCAUCAGGGAUAAUACAGCCUCCAAAGUCUUUUCAUACACUCCCCAGCCAAGCCCAGUCACCAGAGUGGAACUCAUUCUUAAUGUGAGUAAGGUUUAAUAGCCCCUGUAUAAAGAGUAGUUCCUCUCUCCUGCUGUGUCCCACAAUAAGCCUUACAUCUCACAACACUGCCUGCCAGAGACCUGCCAUGACUCGUAGGUUCUCUGCUUGAUACAAUGCACACGUCCAAGCUGUCUCAGUCAUGAUAGAGUAAAGGGGAAAAAACCUAAUCUCAUUUUUUAUUUGCAACAAGCUUACAGUAAUACAGGAUAUGAUCACAUUUGCUAACCCAUUUUACACCUUCUACAUUGUUACUUCAGUAAUUGAUAGUGUCCUGUUGUUACACCCAGAAACUGCAGUCGUGUGGAGAUCUAAGCCCAGGUCAACUCACCGUCCCUCCUCCUCAGAGAAGAGCUAAGUCACUGGACCGCAGGACCUCAGAGUCUGUCAUGACUGUGAGUGGUUGUUACUUUUGGAAUUCCUGUGCACUGAAGGCAUGGGGUCAAGUUGUAAAACAUGUCAGAAAACUGUCACAGUUCAAACAAGGAUGCUCUCAUAAUUCAAACAAGUAUAAAUGAAAGCCCCAAGUGGAUUGACAGCAGUUUACUUUUAUGUUGAAGUGUCUGAAAACAACUGUAUGACCGUGCCUCAUUGGCCUCCUGACUAACUUACUAUCUUAUCUUCCUUGCAGCCUGAUUUGCUGAACUUCAAGAAAGGGUGGAUGAUGAAACUGGAUAAAGGGGAUCAGGUAUAGGAAUGGACAGAUCAAGAAUGUGUUUUACUUCACUUAACACAUUCCCACAUUUCUACCCCAAAGGCACAUGGAUGCUGAAUGUGUGCAUGUACAUUUAGUGAUUUUGAAGGUGCUGUGGGUCCUUACUAUGAAGGUGAAGCCUGACUGUUCAAAUGUAUUAUGUAGGUUUCUGUAUCUACUAUCCCUUAUAAUGUAUUUCUGCUCCCCUCUAGUGGAGGAAAUACUGGUUUGUGCUGUCAGCUGACAGUCUGAGGUACUACAAGGAUUCCCUUGCAGAGGAGGCAAGUUCAUGUUCAUUUUCAUUUUUAUUCAAUGCAGUGCACACAGAGAUGUGAUUUUGUGAUGACAGAGAAACAUGUUGUUGGUAUUUUCUCAUCCCAAGUCUUUUGAAUUGAUGUUUGUCAUCUUCUCUUGUUAGAACUCAGAUCUGGACGGGGAGAUUGACUUGACCAAGUGUCAUAAUGUCUCAGAGUACCAGGUCCAGAGGAACUACGGCUUUCAGAUCCAUGUAAGACUAAAUCUAUAUCUACAAAAAUCUAAAUCAACAGAUGAAUGUUGAUCCAUUCUAUACAUAAGUCUCCUAUACUCAAUCAAAGUAAUAUUCCUAAUAUCUUCCCUCAGACCCAGAAGUGUGUCUUUACUCUGUCAGCCAUGACUGCAGGGAUACGGAGAAACUGGAUCCAGGCCCUCAUGAAGAAUGUCCAUCCAUCUAAAGCUCCUGAUGUAGCCAGGUAAAUGCCAUCUGUCAUACCACCCGCACUACUACAUAGUAAUACAUUAGUAGCCUACCACCAUUCUAUAGUAGUGAUGGGAAGGUCUGUACCUUUGUUUAGGCAGAAUACCUCGUUUCCUCGGUCAGUAAGUAUUUGUAUUAUUCUGUUGUGAUUGUAAAGCAGCUUGCCAGUCCAUCGUAUCCCCUGCAGCCCAUCAGAGUCCCUGGCCCACCCUAAGCCAGACGUGACCCAGGACUCCUCCCCCUCCUCUGAGGUCCCUACAGAGAGAGUCCAGGGCCCCAAACAGAUCCGCAUCCGUGAGAGGAGACGCGAAGGGCGCUCCAAGACCUUUGACUGGGCUGAGUUCAGGCCUAUGGUCCUGCUAGCCUCUGAGCAGGAGGUGCAGCAGGAGGAGACAAAGGAGCCUCUUCAGAUGGAGGUAGGGGACCUGGAGAGGAAGAGGAGGCGAGAGGAGAGGAGGAGGAGGUAUGACAGCAUGCUAGGCUUCCCUAUGAGAGACAUCAGUCCCAGGUCACCCAAGACUCACCAGAGGGUGCAGAGGGAGAUUGAACAAUGCUGGCAGCAGGUGGAGAGGACUGCCUAUAGACAGGAGAAGACUGUUCCAUUGUACACUGAGUCCAAGGGCAAGGAUAAAGAGGAUAUGGGGAUUCUACUGGAGACCUGCAACAGGAGGGUGAGUCUGUGUAUCUCAACAUUAUUCCUAACAGGAACAAUGUUAAAGUUAUGAGAUGCUUUCUCUGCUGCUGGUUGGCUUAACGGUGGACGUACUGUAUCUCUGUGUCUUGUGAUUAAAGGUUGAGGAGUUGAAGGGCCAGUUGGCAGAGUCGGACCAUUGCAGGCUUGAGCUGGAGGCUCAUUUGAGCACUGCAUUAGGACGUCAGCAUCAUGCCUCCCUGCCGGUAAGGCAAAAUAUAUAUUAGCCUAUACACUGAGGGAAAAAAGUAUUUGAUCCCCUGCUGAUUUUGUACGUUUGCCCACUGACAAAGAAAUGAUCAGUCUAUAAUUUUAAUGGUAGGUUUAUUUGAACAGUGAGAGACAGAAUAACAACAAAAAAAUCCAGAAAAACGCAUGUCAAAAAUGUUAUAAAUUGAUUUGCAUUUUAAUGAGGGAAAUAAGUAUUUGACCCCUCUGCAAAACAUGACUUAGUACUUGGUGGCAAAACCCUUUUUGGCAAUCACAGAGGUCAGACGUUUCUUGUAGUUGGCCACCAGGUUUGCACACAUCUCAGAAGGGAUUUUGUCCCACUCCUCUUUGCAGAUCUUCUCCAAGUCAUUAAGGUUUUGAGGCUGACGUUUGGCAACUCGAACCUUCAGCUCCCUCCACAGAUUUUCUAUGGGAUUAAGGUCUGAAGACUGGCUAGGCCACUCCAGGACCUUAAUGUGCUUCUUCUUGAGCCACUCCUUUGUUGCCUUGGCCGUAUGUUUUGGGUCAUUGUCAUGCUGGAAUACCCAUCCACGACCCAUUUUCAAUGCCCUGGCUGAGGGAAGGAGGUUCUCACCCAAGAUUUGACGGUACAUGGCCCCGUCCAUCGUCCCUUUGAUGCGGUGAAGUUGUCCUGUCCCCUUAGCAGAAAAACACCCCCAAAGCAUAACGUUUCCACCUCCAUGUUUGACGGUGGGGAUGGUGUUCUUGGGGUCAUAAGCAGCAUUCCUCCUCCUCCAAACACGGCGUGUUGAGUUGAUGCCAAAGAGCUCAAUUUUGGUCUCAUCUGACCACAACACUUUUACCCAGUUCCCCUCUGAAUCAUUCAGAUGUUCAUUGGCAAACUUCAGAUGGGCCUGUAUAUGUGCUUUCUUGAGCAGGGGGACCUUGAGGGCGCUGCAGGAUUUCAGUCCUUCACGGCGUAGUGUGUUACCAAUUGUUUUCUUGGUGACUAUGGUCCCAGCUGCCUUGAGAUCAUUGACAAGAUCCUCCCGUGUAGUUCUGGGCUGAUUCCUCACCGUUCUCAUGAUCAUUGCAACUCCACGAGGUGAGAUCUUGCAUGGAGCCCCAAGCCGAGGGAGAUUGACAGUUCUUUUGUAUUUCUUCCAUUUGCGAAUAAUCGCACCAACUGUUGUCACCUUCUCACCAAGCUGCUUGGCGAUUGUCUUGUAGCCCAUUCCAGCCUUGUGUAGGUCUACAAUCUUGUCCCUGACAUCCUUGGAGAGCUCUUUGGUCUUGGCCAUGGUGGAGAGUUUGGAAUCUGAUUGAUUGAUUGCUUCUGUGGACAGGUGUCUUUUAUACAGGUAACAAACUGAGAUUAAGAGCACUCCCUUUAAGAGUGUGCUCCUAAUCUCAGCUCGUUACCUGUAUAAAAGACACCUGGGAGCCAGAAAUCUUUCUGAUUGAGAGGGGGUCAAAUACUUAUUUCCCUAAUUAAAAUGCAAAUCAAUUUAUAACAUUUUUGACAUGCGUUUUUCUGGAUUCUUUUGUUGUUAUUCUGUCUCUCACUGUUCAAAUAAACCUACCAUUAAAAUUAUAGACUGAUCAUUUCUUUGUCAGUGGGCAAACGUACAAAAUCAGCAGGGGAUCAAAUACUUUUUUCCCUCACUGUACAUAGUAUAGAUAUGCUCUAUAUUUCCAUCUAAAAUACUUCCACUUUUCAACAAUGAUAACUACCUAAUUAUACAUUAUUGUCUUGUCUCUUCCUGUAAGCUUGAGGCCCUGUUGUGCCCAGAAGCUGAUCUUCCCUCUUUGAAAAGCCUGACUGACAUGUACAGGGAGACCAGAGAGCUCCUCCAGCAACAGGAGCUGAAGAGACAGAACAUACAGGAGCAGCUUGGCCUGUCCCUGUCAUCAGGCCCUCUGGAGAAACACAGCUCCCCUGGAACUCACCCAUCACCACCACCCAGCAUCUGGCUGCAUGGUACCGAGGGAUACCUCCAGGAGCUGGAGAAUCUGUUCCCUGACUGCUCUAUAUCAGUAAACACACCUGUCAUGUCACCAACCUCAGACACAGAACUCUCAUCUGACUCUGUGCCUCAGAAUGGAAGUGAGAACAGAGAGCCUAACUCGGGCAGUGAAACCAGCUCUCAGAGACAGUUUGAAAACGGAAGCCAUCAACAGACAUCGAUUCCAGAAUCGCACACAAAGAGUUGUGCAUGGAGCCCAGAUUCACUGAGCAUGGAGGAAACUCAGGAAAGCCUCAACAGCAUGACAAUAGACAACCUGCUAUGCUCUGAGACACCCAGGCCCACGGAGGAGUACGUAGACCCAGACCAGGCCAUCGUGAUGAGGAGACUAUCCCAGGAGGUAGAGCUGCUCAGCAGCCAGAACGAGGCCCUCAACCAGCGCAACCAGGAGAUGCUCAACCAGCUGACAGAGGCAGACAGAGAGAUAGAGAGACUGAAAGCAGAGCUUAUCACUCAGUACAGUGGGCCCCAGUUCCUCCCUGAGGUGGAGCAGCACAGCCAGGCCAAAGUGGAGGGCCUGGAAAAGGAGCUGCGCAGGAGAGAUCAGCAGCUCCAGGAGGCCCAGUCCCUACUAGCCUCAAUGGACCAGCGUCUGAAGGAGACAGAGGUACAGCUGCAGCUCAGGAAGGUCACUUUCAAAGGCCUGGGCUUCCCAGCAGAAGAGGAGGAGGAAGAUGAGGAUGAAGAGGAGGAAGCUGGGGAGGAGAAUAUCAACACACACCACCUUGGAGAGAAGGAGCGGGAACACCUUCAACAGUGUCUGCAGGCCAUGGAGGCCAAGCAAUUAGAGCUAGAGAGACAGCUCCAGCACACAGAACAGACCUGCAGGGAGCUGCAGGCCCACAACACAGAACUCAGAGAGGCUGAGAGGUUGUACACCCAGAGAGCCAUGGAGGCAGAGGCUGACAUCGUAAGGUUUAAUGAGGAAGUAGAGAAGGUAAGGACGGUGGAGAAAGAAAGUGGAUUGAGGUGUAGCAGUGAAGGCAAAUGGCAGGAGGAGGUAAUAUUGGUUUCAGGUGAAGAAAGGGUUCAGCAAGUGGUGGAAGGGAUCAUGUUGAUGUCCAGAACCUUAGGGAGAGUAGCGCAGGUGAUUGACAGGUCAGAUAUGAAUGUGGUAAAGGUGCCAUUAGAUAGAAAGUGUUUGGAGGUGAACCAGACAGUAGUCAGGCAGUUUCACUUAGAGGAGGAGUUUUGGGGAAGGCUGUUGAACGGUUUGAAGGUCAACCCAUCUCAGUCCAAUGAGGAUAAACUCACAGAUAUGAUUCUAAGUCAGAUUUUAGAACAGAUGGUAGUGGAAAAGCAAAUGCUCCUCCUAGCUCAUAGUCUUUUCUCUCAUAAUAAGAAAGAUUUAAACACAGACACUGGAGGCCUGGACAGGAUGAAUAUGAUGCAGGUCUUUGAGAGACCUGGACAUAAUUGGAAACAUAGCAGGUGAAAAAGGUUCAGAAAUGAAAGAGGAAGGAUGAUGAGAGGAUAUCGAAUGUGUACAACCAGCAUAAUGACACUGAUGACUUCAUAAGCCGACAUUUCACAGAGAUCACACAGGAGAGAAUUUUCCUGCUCAACCAAAUCGCCUCCUCAGUCGGAGCCUCAGCCAAUGAUGAGCUCCAGUCCCUGGCACAAAGACUUUGUCAUUUCCACAAUGUAAAUGAGCCCCGGUUAGCUUCCAUACACUGCACCGCCAUGGAAGCCUUCUCAUCCUAUCGUCUCAGUAGGCUUAACACUCUACACAAGAGCCAACUUCAAGAGACUCAACAGGGACUGCUCAUUGCUUCUCCUUUGAUGUGCAGCAGAUGUGCUGGGCUGCUGAGUGAAAACCAGCAGCUUGGGGCCAGACAGUCAGACCUGGAGAGACAGUGGAGUUCCUCAGUGGGAUUAGGGAUGACCACCCUGAGGCAGGGAGAACACAUAGACUCACAGCAAACAGACACAAAGCUACUAGACACUGCAAGUGAGCAGAAGACAGAGACGCCUGCAAUAAAUGCUGCAGGUAAAAUGGAGGUGGAAAGCCCAAACCAGGGAGUGACUGCAGUAGAGGAAGUGUGCAGGGUUAGAAGGUGUGCGGAAGUGGUGGAGGGUGACUACCUGACCAAUAGCAUGGAGAGUCCAAUGAUAAAGGUGGAGAGUAAGCUAGAUGAGGUAGAGAAAGGAAUCCAGGAAGUUGAUACUGAUAAGGAUGUAGAGGAGAGGAGCACUGCUGAACCCCAUGAAGAAGCAAACACUCUGGGGGAAGAGGAGCUGGAGGUUGUGUUAUCAUCACUGAGACGUCGUGUGAAGGAUCUGGAGGAGCAGCUGUCUGUCAUGGCCGACAUUAAAGCAGAGCAUGAUGGGAGAAUGGCGUCUCUCCAGCUGAAACAUAAGGAGGACAUAGAAAAGCUAAAGGUAGGACAACGCCCAUAAUAACAAUUGUCAAUAAUCAUCAAUGGGAUUUUUGGUAGUUCCUGAAUUCACAAGAAUUAAGAUGUAAUGAACCAACCCCAGGGAGUAGAGUGACCAUUAUGACAAUGGAUCUGUGGAUGAAUCACCUAACAGUCCACUGCGUCUGUUGUCCCCAGGCCACAUAUGAGCAUGGCUUUGUCACCAUGGAGGAGUCCCAGCAGAGGAUCCUGGGGGAGCUGCAACACAGACACCAGCAGGACCUGCAGCGCCUGCAGAUAGACACAGACAGACUGCUGGAGGAGGAGACGGCUGCCACUAUCACAGGUGAGGGGGGCAGUGUGUGUGUGUGUGUGUUGUGUGUUUAAAGGUUAAACGUUUUUAGGUUAUUUACAGUAUGUGUUAAGGCAGAGUUUCUCAGAAUAUUGAUAAGCUCACAUUCCCAUGCCACACUAAUGGACUGAACAUAUCCCCUUUUAUUGUGGCAUUAGCAAUUGAAGCAAUGAAGAACGCUCACCGUGCCGAACUCAAGAGAGAAUUACAGAGGGCAUGCCAUGAAAACAACAAUGCAGGAGACGUGAAUCUUGGAGAAAUAUGCAGGCAACACAGGUAAAUGUACUACCUGUUGAGCUAUGUGGUUGCAAAUCAUCAAGGAAAGCACAUGGCCAGAUAGUACACUGGAUUGGCUGAUAAACACUGAGUUUUGGACUGAUAAUCUUAUGGCUGCUGGGCAGUGUGGCACAUGCAUACUACCUGUCCUUGGCUCUGUAUCUGUCUGUCUGUAUCUGAACACACAGUGCACCUUGUGUCUAGUCUUGGCCGUGGUUUUCAGUUCACAGGAUCGUGUUUUUUUGUGUGUGCACCUGUGUGUGUGUAGUGAGGAGCUGGCCUCCUGUCACAGGGAGCUGGAUGUGUUGUCCCAGCAGUACUCUCUAAAGUGUCUGGAGAGCUCCCAUUUAGGUCCAGGCCCUGGAGGCAGAGAGACAGGCUCUGUGUCAGUGUCAGCAGGAGAACCAGGACCUCAGGACUCGCAACCAGGUCAGUCACAUUGUGACCAUGUACCCAUCACAAAUGUUUCUGCUCCAAGCCAACUAAAUCGGCUGCCGGGUCCUCUGUCUUAACACACAUACUGGAAUGCAUAACGCAUACUGUUAUAAACUUCAUAUCAGUCUGUUACAAUACUCUGCAACAAAACCUUGAGGGUCCAAUUUUGUCUUUGUCAUCAAAUACAAAGUAGCAGUGUUAGUCAUGAUGACUGUGGUUGUCUUUCCAGGAGUUGAGUGGCCAUCUAGCUGCAGAGAUCACCAGACUGUGCUCUCUGGCUAAGCAGGACGCCUUCCCUCUUAGUCAGGAGAGAGAUGUGUAUGAGCUGGAGGUAAGUCUUCAAUAGUACUUCACUGUACAAUACCUAUUUCUGAUGUUGCUUAAGUAUUUUAAAAAAUGUUGGAUAUAAUCUUUAUCUAGUCCAGUCAAGUAAAGUUUGAUGUAAAUUGUAUGUGCCGUUGACUGGUAACGCCACUAGAUGUCACCCUUAACAACAUGACCAACUUACAACCUCUAAAACAUAUGACAUACUCAUGUGCUGUACAUUCUGUGCUGAUCUAUGGCACCUUGGUCUUCUGGUAUUGUAUCUGUGUCUGGGGCAUCAACUGUGAUUCUGUGACUGUUAGAUCACCCUGCGUGUGAAGGAGUCAGAGGUGCAGUGCCUCAAGCAGAAGAUCACCUCGCUCAAGGACGAACUCCAGACAGCCCACAGGGUGAGAGCACAACACAAUACACACUGACAGAAUAACAAUAGCCUCUGUCUGUAUAAAUGUAUGAAGAGUAGACAUAAGAUGGACAACAUACUAUUGUCAUGCUAUUACCAUGUAUUACUGUACAUUUAUUAGCAUGGGUCAUACUCUAUUUAUCCUGGUAAUAGUGCCUGGUUAUAACCUAAUCCCUGUUCCCCGCAGGAUAAGAGGUAUGCGACAGAGACGUACAAGGACAUCUACACAGAGCUGAGCAUCAUGAGGGCCAAGGCAGAGAGAGACCUGGGACAGCUCAGGGAGAACCUGAGGCUGGCCCACAAAGCACUGGGAGAGCUCUCACCUGCAGUGGACACAGAUAAUAAUGGUAUACAUGACAUUAUACUGGUGGCCCUGCCUUCAGGGAUUCAGAGAUGA